AUGAUGAUCGCCUUCACGGCAGACAUCAGCGCCCAGUCGAUGGAGUUCGUGAGGGGUCACAGGGUAACCGGCAAAGCGUACCUGGUUGGCAAUGGCUUGCACUCCUUCGUGUGGGACUCCGAGCGCACCAGGGCUUUGUGCUUGACCUCGGCGCUGUACAAUGGCCUUAUUCUGACGAACUGGUUCAUGUUCAUGAGCAUUCUGUUUCCACGGCCUGACCUCAAAGCGGCUUUCGGCAAGCUGGCUUUGACGCAGAGCCUCUUGCAGCCGUUCGUCUACGUGCCAUUUUUCUUCCUGGCGCCUGAGAGUUGCAAAGUCAACUUCUGCUCGGUUGUAGGCGAUUUGUGCGUUUGGGUGCCACCUCGCCCCAUUUGA
Molecule: messenger RNA, 375 nt
Organism: Prorocentrum cordatum
Lineage: Eukaryota; Dinophyceae; Prorocentrales; Prorocentraceae
Source: the annotation of a GenBank genome assembly